Amblyraja radiata (thorny skate) is the source of this 2243-nucleotide messenger RNA. RefSeq names its product lipoic acid synthetase (gene lias). Gene Ontology annotation, cellular component: mitochondrion. Gene Ontology annotation, molecular function: lipoate synthase activity; 4 iron, 4 sulfur cluster binding. The record is from RefSeq and is a predicted model, not a curated record. The transcript has 11 exons. Gene Ontology annotation, biological process: lipoate biosynthetic process. Lineage: Eukaryota; Metazoa; Chordata; Chondrichthyes; Rajiformes; Rajidae. The coding region runs from base 105 to 1214 and encodes 369 amino acids.
GCGCUGUCGCUGGAGGUGUCGCUGUCGCUGGAGGUGUCGCUGUCGCUGGAGGUGUCGCUGUCGCUGGAGGUGUCGCCGGCCCCGUCACUGCGCCAGCUGCGGACAUGAAACGGUUGCUGCUUGGUUCCCCUCGACCGGCGCAGGUUUAUGCUCGCCUUCUCUGCAGUCAGCUAAAGACUUUCAGUACACUGCCAGACAAAAAGAAACAACUUCUAGAAGAGGGUCCUGAUCUGCGGGAAUUUAUAUCCGGUGAAUUAUCGGACAAGAAAACAUGGGAAGAAUACAAAGGCACUCUGAAACGCCCAAAGGGAGAAAGAUUAAGAUUGCCUCCAUGGUUAAAGACAGAGAUUCCUCUUGGGAAAAAUUAUAAUAAAUUGAAAAAUACUCUUCGGAAUUUGAAUCUGCACACUGUAUGUGAAGAGGCAAGAUGUCCAAAUAUUGGAGAAUGCUGGGGAGGAGAAAAAGGCACAGCCACAGCCACUAUAAUGUUAAUGGGUGACACCUGCACACGAGGCUGCAUGUUCUGUUCAGUAAAAACCAGUCGAAAGCCUCCACCCUUGGAUCCUGAUGAGCCCAUCAACACAGCAAAUGCAAUAGCAGAGUGGGGCCUUGACUAUGUUGUGCUGACUUCCGUGGACAGAGAUGAUCUUCCAGAUGGUGGAGCAAAACAUUUUGCAGCUACCGUCUCACAGUUAAAAGAAAGACAUUCCAAAAUCAUAGUGGAAUGCCUGACCCCCGACUUCAGAGGUGAUCUAAAAGCUGUUGAAACAGUGGCAGUCUCAGGACUUGAUGUAUAUGCGCACAAUGUGGAGACUGUCAGGGAAUUGCAGAGGUCUGUGCGAGAUCCUCGGGCAAAUUUCGACCAAUCGCUGAAUGUGUUAAAACGUGCAAAGAAAGUAAAACCUGGACUCCUUUCAAAAACAUCCAUAAUGUUGGGCCUUGGUGAGACGGAUGAACAAGUGUAUGCAACAUUGAAAGAACUACGAGAGUCUGGCGUGGAUUGCGUAACAUUAGGACAGUACAUGCAGCCGACAAAACGACAUCUAAAGGUGGAUGAGUACAUAACGCCAGAGAAGUUUAAAUACUGGGAAAAUGUGGGUAAUGAGCUUGGAUUCCUUUUCACUGCCAGUGGACCCUUGGUGCGCUCUUCGUACAAAGCAGGUGAAUAUUUCAUGAAGAAGCUCCUUAAUAAACGAGUGGCUGAGCCAAGUUAGAUGACACUGACAACUGUCUAAUUAAUUAUUUGUUAAACAGUUUUUUGUACUUCCGAGCAUGCCUAAUUUAAUGCUUUUGGAUUUAUUAAUGGGCAAUGGGCAAGUUUGGACUGUGUUAUCUAUGCAGAGUUGCUCAGAGAAGAACUGAUAGAUGGUCCUGAACCACCUGUGUUGGUAGUCAAUGUUGUUAUUGACCCUUAUUCCAGAUGGAUCUCUUUUCAGUUUCUUAGAGAUUUUUUUUAUCUUAACAAUAAUCCAUUUAAAUUUGGCUAUAAUUUUGGAGGCGCAUUCCACAAAAAACACCUUGGUACGUCUCGACCUUGUCUCUGCGAACAAAUCGAUUGAUUUUCCGAUGAUUUUACACAGAUUGGUCAUUGCACAAGAGUUUGCAAUGUGAAUACAAGACAGCUAUGUUUCUGUGCCCUGGGCAAUAAUGAUUAUUAAUUUAUUGAGCAAUUUAGUAAUUCAGUACAUCAUUCAAGAGAACAAUCAUAAGAAAUUGAUUUAUUUUCCUACCUCAUUGGUCUAAAGUGUUGAUCUAUAUGAUUUUAGGGACAUUCAAAACGCUAUAAUUAAAAUUGUGUUCCUACCAAAAGUAUCCAGCCUAUUGUUCUAAAUUUGAUUCACCUCUAGCUAUGCUACCGGAUUGAACCAUUUUACCACCAUUUAACUGAAGGUUAAAAUAAAUUCCUCCGUAAAAUGGAUUAACAGAAGUGCUAUUUAUGUAUGCUGAGUCAUGAGAUGUGCACUAUGAUCACGAUAUGUUGGAUGUGUGCAACAUUUGAUGCCUAUGAAUAAAAACAAUGCAUCUUGGUUGUGUACAGUAAAGCAACAUUUUAUCAUACUGUACUUUUUCAGCAAAUGUAAAAUACAAAGUGAUGCAGAUGAUAAACUACAACACAGGUAAUUCAAUUUUUACCUGUCCAGCUUACUUUUGAAUUGCUACUAAUAAAUGGCCAGAAAUUAGUUUACAAACAAUGUAUUCAUUUUUGUGUGGAAAACAAAAUAUUAAAGAAAAUUAUUUCUCAA